This is a messenger RNA of Durusdinium trenchii, 369 nucleotides long. The record is from the annotation of a GenBank genome assembly. NCBI's taxonomy places the organism in Eukaryota, Dinophyceae, Suessiales, Symbiodiniaceae.
AUGGCGAGGUCGCUCCGAAGCCAGGAGAUGCCGCUCGAGAGCGCAGGUCACGUCGAUGUGGAGGACCCUCAGGCGGUGCUGGCCGAAGCAGCGCAGAAGGGAUGGCUGGACACUGCCAGAGCAAUGCUGGCCAAAGGUGCCUCUCCGGACGUGGGUGCCAUGCCUCCCUUGUGUUUGGCAGCUGAGCAAGGGCACUUGCAACUAGUCUGGUGCUUGGUGGAUGCCUCGGCCGACAAGGAGCUGGCCGACGUGCACUUCCGCCGCACGCCGCUGCUGUGGGCAGCACACCAGCAGCACGGCGAGCUCCUGCGGUUCUUGUCGCUCGGAUUGGGUCGUUGUGAGUACCACCCGUUUGCCAAGUAUGAUUAG